GCAGAAGGGGUGGUGGGGAGCGGAGUGCAAGUAAGCAGCUUUGGAUCCCUCGGUCCGUUGGUUGGCUGGCUCGACCAGCAGGCGCUCGCGUAUUUUGGGGUGGCUCCAUCUCGUCACCAUCCAUCCCUGGCGGAGUCGCGCUGGUCGCGUACUUCUCCGUCCUUCUCGCUCGCACACACACACACACGCUAGCGCGCGCGCACACGGUGGUUGUACCGCGGCGCGCGCGAGCGAGGGGUGGAAAUAGUCAGUCGCGGGCUCGAGUCGAGUAAUAAUCGAAGCGCGUCAAUAUUGGCUGCAAGCGUCGGGCGCUCACUUGGUUUGGCGCGCGCGGAGCCGAUAGCCAGAGUGGAGGGGGCCGCGUAUUGAUCGCUGAUAUCGACGUCGGGGCGCACGCGUCGAAGACGGACAGCGGGCGAGCGAGCGAGCGAGAGAGUCCGUGUGCGCGCUGUCUCGACUCGACUCCCCCCUGUCGCGUCCUCGCGAGCGCUCUGUCUCUGUCUGUCUGUCUCUCUCCCGCCGGGGCAGAGCAGAGCUUUCGCGGCCUUCAGGAAUGGCGCAUCGAUCCUCCGAGUCGUCGUCGCCAGUGCAGUGCUCGUGACGAACUUCAGCGACUGAGAGUGUGCGCUCGAAGCGGGCAAUCGAUAUCGGGAGCGCGGCUGCGAUCGCCAGUGAGGAGGCCGAAGGAGUGCGCGCGAGCGCGAGCGAGUGCAGUGCGAGCGAGGGACCGCGCGAGGACCGAUGCCUCGUCGAUGGAUAGUUUAGGCGAGGAUCGUCAGCAGCAGCUCCUAGAGACGGGGCUCGAUGGCACCUCGUCGGUGGCGCGGAUGCGGAGCCUUCGCGCCGGCGCAUCCCCUCCCCACCACCAGCUUCACCACCACCACCACCACCACCACCACCACCACCACCACCACCAGCAUCAGCAUCAGCAGCAGCAGCAGCAGCAGCAGCUCGCACAGCAGCAGCAGCAACAGCACCACCAGCAGCAGCGACACCAACAGCUCGGCGCGCGAGGCGCGAGUGGUGGAGGGAACAGCGGCGGCAGCAACGGCGUCGCCGCCGUGGCCGCGGCCGUGCAACAGCAGCAGCAGCAGCAGCAGCAGCAGCAGCAGCAGCGACUAGAGCUUCAGACGGGCAGCGCGCAGCAGCAGCAGCAGCAGCAGCGACUGGCCGAGCAGCAGGAGGGGGCCGCGUCCGAGGUUAUGUCCGCGGGCAACUCGUCGGCCUCGCAGAGCCCCGACAUCGCGUGCGCGAGCCUGCCGCUCGAGCUGCUCGGCGUGAAGGAGGAGCAGCCCGACUGCGACGCCGCCACGCACAACAACGCCAGCAGCGGCGGCGGUGGCGCGCCGCAGCCGCACUCGCAGCACCGCAGUGUGAUCGUGGAGGCGCGCGGCGACGAGGCCAGCGGCCCGCAGCAGCAGCAGCAGCAGCAGCCGGCCGACGAGGAGCUGUCGCCCAGCAUGAUCGACGCCACGGACUUCCGGGCGAUGCAGCCCGAGCCCACCUACCAGACGCUCACCUCGGUGGCCGAGCGCAUGUCGCCGCCGGGCUUCUCGCCCAGCUCCAGCUACGCCACGCUGACGCCGCUGCAGCCGCUGCCGCCCAUCUCGACGAUGAGCGACAAGUUCGUGUACAGCGCGCACCAGUCGGGCGGCCAGGCCGGCCAGGGCGGCGUGACCGGCAGCUUCGCCGUCAUGCAGAACAACGGCCUGGCGAAUAUCGGCCUGGGCGCGAUGGCCGGCUCGCCCUACAGCUACGACAAGUUGCCCUCGAUGGGCAUGUCGCCGCCGCACAACUACCCGUCGCCCACGCAGGGCCUGCAGCCGUCGCCGCUCUCGCCGCAGAGCGCCUACAGCCAGUCGGCGCUCAACUCGCCGCACAAGUCCGCCUCGCCGCACUACGAGCCGGCCUUCCUGCCGCGCAUGCAGGCCUCGCCGCAGGCGCUCUCGCCGCCCUCGCCGCCACAGGCCGCGCAGUUCGGCGCUGCCCACCACUCGCCCGCCUCGCCGCCGCCGCAGUUGCAGUCGCAGCAGCAGCAGCAGCAGCAGCAGCAGCAGCAGCAGCAGCAGCAGCAGCAGCAGCAGCACGUGCAGCACACCUCGGUGGUGAUGAAGAGCGCGGUGGCGGCCGGCCAGGCCCAGGCCGCCGGCCAGGCCGAGCUCGAGGAGAUCAACACCAAGGAGCUGGCGCAGCGCAUCAGCGCCGAGCUCAAGAGGUACAGCAUACCGCAGGCCAUCUUCGCGCAGCGCGUGCUCUGCCGCAGCCAGGGCACGCUCAGCGACCUGCUGCGCAACCCCAAGCCCUGGUCCAAGCUCAAGAGCGGCCGCGAGACCUUCCGCAGGAUGUGGAAGUGGCUGCAGGAGCCCGAGUUCCAGCGGAUGUCCGCCCUCAGGCUGGCAGCGCUGAGCAGCAACUGCUCGGAGACGAGCGGUGGCGUAGCCGUGGACGGACAGGAGAGCUUGGAUCUCCACCAGGAGCAGCAGUAUCACAACUCAUAUGCUGCACAGAUUCCACAGCGCGGAACAUGCAAGAGGAAAGACGAGAUGUCGAGUCAGGCCGAACACCAGCAGCCCGCCCCCAAGAAGCCCCGGCUGGUUUUCACCGACCUCCAGCGCCGUACUCUACAGGCUAUUUUUAAGGAGACAAAGAGGCCGUCGAAGGAGAUGCAGGUGACAAUCGCGCGGCAGCUGGGCCUCGAGCCGACGACCGUUGGUAACUUCUUCAUGAACGCGCGCCGACGAUCAAUGGACAAAUGGAAGGACGAGGACCCCAAAUCGCAGCAGCAGUCGUCGAGUGUGGACGAGGGACAGUUGUCACCGACGAUCGGCAUCAGUCCCCGGCAAGCCGGCGACGUCUUGUGACACACGUCCGACCACGAGGAGUACCAGGACGAGUCGCCCGAGGAGGAGCUCAGCUUCUCCUAAAUCGCCAGCCUGCGAUCUUCGCCUUUCUCUCGCACUUUUGCAAUCUAGUCAGACCGAAACAGCCCGGAGAGAAAGGCGAGAGCGGCUCUCGUCCUAUCCGCCAGUGUACUCCUGCGUGGCUGAUAUCUAUCAUAGAUAUAUAAAUAUAUACAUAACAAACUCGAUAAUUAACCAUUCUUCACUCUCACUCACUUGAUCGUACACUACGUGCAACAACAAACAGACGAACAAAAAGUAAAUGAGAGAGAGAGAGAGAGAGAGAGAAACGAGCGAGGGGAAACUCGACUACAAAGAAACAAAUGAAAAAAAAAAUAAGAGAAAACUACGUCUAUUUUUCUCUCCUUCCUGUGUGAAAGCGAAGGAGAGCCGUUCGUGCAUAGUACAAAAAACACUAGGCAAGUCGUCGGUGCAACGUGUGCAAUUCUUAUAGGGGAAGGGCUUACGAGGCUCAGCUGUGUGUGGAAAAGAGACUUGUGUAUUAUAUACGCUGUAAAUAGUAUUAUAGUUAAGGAGAGCAAGAGAGAGAGAGAGAGAUUGAGAGAGAGAGAAACAAGUUUAUUACCGAUUAUAAAAAAAAAAAUUAGAAAGCGCGACGGAAAUGAUGAUUAUUAUUAUUACUGCAAUUGUAUUGAUGCAAAACAAAUAAAAAGCAAGGUGUUUUUGUUAAGGAAUUUAAACAUUAGAUAGUUGCAUUGUAGACGAGAUUACAAGCGUCGUGUAUAAGUAUUGUAUAAUGUACUGCGAGACACAAACAUACUUACACAAAUAACCCACACACAUACACAGAUACACGCGCGCGCGCGCGUGGACACCUCUAUAGCUAACUUAAACUGUGCUACAUUUAUCAUAGUGGGGUACGAAUCAAUAAGACCAAAGGACUGAUUCAUUUUUUUUUUUUUUUUCGUUUCGUUUAGUUUUCGUUUUCGUUAUUAUCCCUUCUCUUUUUUCGAUACAGGGGUGGACGAUCGCUACGGCGGAGUUACUUAAUUCUUAGGCAUUCCUCGCGAUGCAUCAUUAUUGCCUCGUUAGGUUGUAGACAAUUGUUUAUCGGUUUUCGACGAGAUUCCACUCGUACAAUUAUUUUUCUCUCCCUUUCGUUCAUCAAUUUACUCGCGCUUUAUUUAUUUACGUGUAUUUGCCUCGUAAGGCUUUUCUUUCCCCGUGAACCCCGUGAGUCAAUUUACUUAGGCAAUCCCUUUUCGUGGGCUGACGUUUUUGGGGAGUAGUGAGUAACUUUUUUAAAAUUUUUAGUGUUUUAAGCCAACUCGUAACUGUAAAGCUUUUGGUUGUUUGUUUUACGAAAUUGACAUUUGUAAAAUAUGAGAGUACCUUGAGAAACUCGACUACGAAAAUGCAGUCAAUAUCGUUUUUAAUUCGACGCGACUCUCGUUGCUGCAAAAACGUCAACUCGCAGGGAAACAAGUCAACUCUAUUGAGUACUGUUAAUCAUUUACGCUUACGAUUAUCAUUCCUCGAGAUUGUUUCGUUGAACAACGUGUAGGCUAAAUUGUAAAAAAAAACGUUAAGCGAGAUUAAAAGAAAAAAAAAAUUAAAAAAAAAACAACGCGGCUGAUUCCGACGCGUGUGCAUGAUGAUUUUUAUAAAGCGCGAGCUAUCAAUGUUUUCGGCUUUUCGAGUAAAUCAGAAUGAAAAAAAAUUUUAUCUAGCGCUUGCUCAUCAUCGAUUGGCCGAAUAAGUUUUAUUCGUUCCUGUCAAAUUUCAAAUUGUUUUUUAUUUUUCGUCAUCGCGAUUAGCUCGAAAGAACGUUUGGUUUUUUGAUUCAUUGGCGAUCGAGAAUAUAAAAAAAAAAGACAAAACAAAAAAAAAACCAACACACUAAAAAUUGUGAUAUAUUAUACAGAAGAAAGCGGUUGUAGAAGCUCUCAUCGUUGCUGCUAUCAUUUUUAGGAUUGUACACACGUUAGUAGUACUCGCGGUUUACUUUCCUGACGGAUCGAAGUGCCUAGGAAGGAACAUUUGGAAAAAAAAAAGAAAAAAAAAAAACCCGAGAAAAAGAAGAAGCACUAAAGAGUAUAGAAGCGCAUUCGUCGCGCGCGCACGUCUCUCUCCGCGAUCGCCGUAACACAACACUGCAGCGCGUCGAAUUCCAUACAUAUGUGCCGUGAAGCACGCGGGUGCGCGCGCGCGCGCGUGUCGUUACGUUAACGCCUCGUCGCCUGAUCGGGAGCCGACUAACCAUGUAUAAGAUAAAAUAUAUACGAGCCGAGCUUUCGUCUCGAGCGAUAAUAAUUUUUUUACCUGUGCGUCGACGAUGCUUCUAAUGUGUAAUCUGAAGGAUCCUCCCGAGCAUACCCCCGCAACAACACGUAACGCCCUCGCCAACGUUGUACAUUGUUUUUCCCAGAGACAUAUCUUAUCAGAUGGACGAGAGAGAGAGGGAGAGAGAGAGAGAGAGCGGCACAAUAACGUUAUUUAUACUAUUAUUCGCAUCGCGUGCGCGCGGGAGGUGGGCGCGCAACCAUUUUAAACCGCAAUGUAUCACCGGCAAUAUAUAUGUGAUGAAAACGAGCAAGGAAAACGAGCGGGGCACGUUUCGCUUGACCGUACAUGUGCACGUCGACUCGCGAAGGAUCUUAGAAUAUUCGAGUGCUCAUGGCUGGUUGGGGGAGACACGUGCGAUCGUACAUCUCGGAUAUGCAGUUCGUCAUCUUAUUUUGACUAUCACAUUGCGUCAACCAACAGAUUAACGGGGAAAAAUAGUUCACACGACAAUAAGGUAUAUAUUGAUUAGUUGGACGAGUGCGGCGCUGUAAAAUAAUAAGGGACAAGAAAAAAAUAUAUACAAAAAACCAAGUAAACAAUUAACUAUAUUUAUUAUAAUACGAGUGUCACAGUAUGAUUGAAACCAUAUAUAUGUAUAUAUACAUAUGUAUAUGUACAUGUAUAUUUAUAUAAAGGCAAGAAAUAUGAGCUAUAUGUACAAUUCGGACAAGUUCGACACAAGUGAGAGAUCUGAUUAGGAAGAGGUGUGAAUUGCGAGGAAUUUAGCGGUGUAUUAUUAACUCGGAUCAUAAGGAAUACACACACACACACACACACACACACACACACACACACACACACACACACACAAAGACAAGAAACAAAAAACAAAAACUGCUAGGACAACUAUAAACGCGAGAGAAUCGGUGACUGUUUGUAUAAGAGUGAUCGGUUAUCUAUUCUUAAUAAGCUAAGGAGACACACAAGUUCAAGCGAAAAAUACCAAAGGAUAUAAGAAAAAUAGCUUAUACGUGAAUAUUUAUGAUUUAUUUAUUAUUUAUAUUAUAAGUGAGCUCGCGAGUGGAAGAGUGUGGUGGUUGUAAGCCGUGCGCCGGAGAGAAAAAGAGUAGAAUGUAACUUAGGACGAGCGGAGAGACAUACAUAUAGUCAUAUUGUUUCCCGAUUUAUUUUUCUCGGAGAGAGCGCGUGCAGCAGAACGCGAAUCUGUUGCGAGUGCUAGGAUCGAGUUGUUGAUAAAAAUUUUUUGGUCCCGCGACCGGCGAAUCGGUCUUUCCGCGGAGGGGCGCGCGCGUUUCUUUCUUUUUCCCUUUUGAACACGACGAAUCGGCACGGUCUUGCGUAGAUCGAGCAACUUUAUUCUGGCAUGAGCGCGUUCGAGAGGCAAAAAUACAAUUAUUGUACUAGCGACGGAAAAUUCGAGGCGCGGACAAUUGUAAACUACUGUAAACUACAAUGUUACUACGUUUUACGAAGAGCUUAUUGUAGUCGAGAAUUAUAAAUGAAGAAAAAAAAAAUGAAAAAAAGAAGCGGCAUGAUUUUAAAUCGUGACGACGAUGAAAAAUGGUAAUUGAGUGUAGCACUUGAAUUCUUUACACUUUUGCACGAGACGUGUGUUGUACUUAAUUGAUCGUUUAAUGGAAUAUGUAAUUAACAUUUUAUUACUUAGCAAUUAAACUUAAUUUAUU
Molecule: messenger RNA, 6853 nt
Organism: Phymastichus coffea
Lineage: Eukaryota; Metazoa; Arthropoda; Insecta; Hymenoptera; Eulophidae
Product: homeobox protein onecut-like
Exons: 5
Coding region: 753-2861 (702 amino acids)
Biological process (GO): regulation of transcription by RNA polymerase II
Cellular component (GO): nucleus
Molecular function (GO): DNA-binding transcription factor activity, RNA polymerase II-specific; RNA polymerase II cis-regulatory region sequence-specific DNA binding
Source: RefSeq, a predicted model, not a curated record